This is a messenger RNA of Phalacrocorax carbo (great cormorant), 615 nucleotides long. NCBI's taxonomy places the organism in Eukaryota, Metazoa, Chordata, Aves, Suliformes, Phalacrocoracidae. The record is from RefSeq and is a predicted model, not a curated record.
AACUAGGAGAUUCUGAUGUAAUUUCCCUGAUAUGAUGCAUUCAUUUUCUUUCCUUGAAAUCCUGCUCCCACACAGUGCUUGCGGAUAAAAGGAGGGCAGCACCACAGGGAUGCUCAUGCAGAGGAGAGCCCUGGAGUCCCACUCGUGGUUCCCACGGCCCACGCAGCACCAUGAAGGUCCCCACAGCUGUCCUGAUCGCUCUCCUACUCAUGGCGACCUGCACCCCAUCCAAGGCCCAUCUCGACGGCGUUCCCACCUCCUGCUGCUUCAGCUACCAGCAACGCCCUGUCCCACAGAGUCUCAUCACCUCUGUCUACAUCACCAGCAGCAGAUGCACUCAGCCAGGAGUGAUCCUGGUCACUAAGAAGAAGGAGCUGUGCGCGGACCCCCGAGCACCCUGGGUGCAGGCGCAACUGAAGCACUUCCAGACCCUGAAGAACUGACCCUUGACUGCUGCCACCCACGAUGCCCCCAGUGCUAAAUCCCAGCAGGCUUCCAGCCCCAGGCCUGCAAGAGCAUACUUGAACUGUAGUCUUCUCCAACAGGAAAAUUUAUUUUAUUUAACUUAUUUAAGUUAAACUAAAUAUUUUUUGCUAAGAAAAGGGAAAACACAAA